AUGUCUGAUUCCGAGAACAAAGAGAACAUCCAAGAGGACCAGCAACAGGCGCCUCAAAAAGAAGGUAGCUCCUGGUAUUCCAAACCUGAGCAACUGGGGACCAGUGCCGGAGACAAGAUCGAGAGUACUCUUUCGCCUGUAGGGAAGAAUGUCGGCCCUGUGCUGGAAAAGGGUGGAGGUGUCGUUGGAGGGGUCGUGGAUCCCGUGCUUGGUGGUGUGAUGCGGUCUGGUAAGGGCUUCGGGGAGCAGUUGGGUGUAGGCUACGGUAAUGCCGAAGGCGGCCCAGCCAAAGCGCAAGAGGCGGAACAUAAGAGGAUGAAAGAGGAUCUGGGCGGGAAGGAGCAGACCGGGGAUAACCCGUUGGGUCUGUGA
Cladophialophora yegresii CBS 114405 is the source of this 372-nucleotide messenger RNA. RefSeq lists its product as uncharacterized. NCBI's taxonomy places the organism in Eukaryota, Fungi, Ascomycota, Eurotiomycetes, Chaetothyriales, Herpotrichiellaceae. The coding region runs from base 1 to 372 and encodes 123 amino acids. The record is from RefSeq and is a predicted model, not a curated record. The transcript is spliced from 2 exons.